Galleria mellonella (greater wax moth) is the source of this 7039-nucleotide messenger RNA. RefSeq names its product homeobox protein PKNOX2-like. Gene Ontology annotation, molecular function: RNA polymerase II cis-regulatory region sequence-specific DNA binding; DNA-binding transcription factor activity, RNA polymerase II-specific. Gene Ontology annotation, biological process: regulation of transcription by RNA polymerase II. Bases 332 to 1453 code for a protein of 373 amino acids. The record is from RefSeq and is a predicted model, not a curated record. The transcript is spliced from 11 exons. Lineage: Eukaryota; Metazoa; Arthropoda; Insecta; Lepidoptera; Pyralidae.
CGGCGCGGCGGUCGACGCAGCGUCUGUAAGACUAUUUUUAUUUUGAUUGUGAUUCAUUUUACGAGCAGACAUCAUCAACUAACGCGUUGUGUAUUAAUCUCUGAUCAAAUUUAUAUAAACUGAACGUUUAGAAGUGUUAAAUGAUACAUAUAUAUACGAAUAUCAUAGAUUUUUGGUGCUAACCUCUUCCUUUUUUUUACUAGUGUUUUUGAGAGACUGCAAUCUGAUUGUGAUCGAUAUGUGCAAGAUGUACUACAGAUGACUCUGCAACAUUAUCCAACCUUGUGUUGUUUUCUUCUGAUGAGGCGUCGAAGUUGGUGAUUGCGUCGGUAUGCAAGGCGGGGCCGCGCCCGCAGCCGAUGCCGACCAGGCGCAAUUCGAGGCCGACAAGCGAGCCGUCUACAAGCACCCCUUAUUCCCACUGUUGGCGCUACUGCUCGAGAGAUGCGAGCAGGCGACUGCUGGCGCGGAGCCCCCCGCGGCGGACGCGUUCGGCGCCGACCUGCAGGCCUUCGUGCAGCACCAGCGCCGCGACCGUAGGCCCUUCCUGGUCGACGAUCCUGAGAUAGACGGACUCAUGAUUAAGAGCAUUCAGGUGCUCAGGAUCCACCUUCUAGAGUUAGAGAAAGUGCAAGAACUAUGCCGCGACUUCUGCGGUCGGUACAUCGCCUGCCUCAAAACAAAGAUGCAGAGUGAGAAUCUGCUACGGACUGACUACACAGGAGGCGGCGUGGAGAGUAACAACAACUUGUCCGGGUCGCUGGAGGACCACUCCAGCACCUCCAACUCACCACAAUAUCAGCCAACGGCGGCGACGGGAGCCCCCCCGGCGCCGUUCGCGGGCGCGGUGUUCCCGCACGGGGACCUGCCCUACCCGGCGCCCGCGCCGCCCUCUAUACGGGAUCAGGGUUCGACGCCGAUCAGUCAAAUAGGUGCUGGUUUGCUGUCCACUGACUCCUUCACUGGCACAAACUCGAACAACUCGUGUUCGUCUGUGUCUGGCUCGCCGCCGCCCGAGGACGAGUGCGACGAGGCGGGCGGCAAGCGCGGCGUGCUGCCGCGACACGCCACGCAGGUCAUGCGCGCCUGGCUGUUCCAGCACCUGGUCCACCCGUACCCAACUGAGGAGGAGAAGCGCACCCUGGCGGCGCAGACGCGGCUGACGCUCUUGCAGGUCAACAACUGGUUCAUAAACGCGCGCCGCCGCAUCCUGCAGCCGAUGCUCGACUGCGCUGACAAGCCAGGUGGAAAGAAGAGUAAAAAUGGUUCAUCUAUAAGCAAGAGGUACUGGCCCGACGCACUCUCCAACCCACAGUUUACAGCAGGUCUUCUGUCAUCAUCCGAAGAUGAAGAUCAAGAAGGUGAGCAAUCCGCUGACGAGCACGAGUCACAGACGGAAGAACAUUCAAGCGAACACAGCAAUUUCCCGCCAAUACAGCAAACUAUGCAGUAAUAAGUAUAUAAACAAUAAAUUUUCUUAUUUACAAAAUGGCCACCUAAGAUAUUCUGCACAUACAAGAGGAAUGCGGUAAUUUCCCGCCAAUAUUUCUGUAUUAUAUUUACGAAUCCAGACAUUGUAUAUUUUAUCUGAAUCGAAACUAGUAAAAAAUAAUACUUAUUUAUAUACAAAAUAGCCGUUAUUAUUUAAAAUAUGUGGGCGGCCAUUUUGUAUAACUAUUGUUAAUAAAAUGGCGGCCUAUUGUGCCAGUUAUUGGUUCCUUGAUUGAAUAUAGAGACAUGAUGACAAAGUUUAAUUUCUUACAAGCUGAUAUACAAAUAAAAAGUAAUUUUCGAUUCUCGAUGGGCCUCUAUUGUUUUGGAAUAACGCGGAAAUGAUAAUUAUUUAUGGCUAAGUAUUGUUUUAAUUUUUUUUUUUUUCACUAAUCAAUCUUUAAAUUUUAUCAAAUAGCAUGGAAUCAUCCCGAAAGAAUUUUUUGUUAUUAAAAUGAAUCCUGGAAAUCGGCUCUGAAAUAUCUGAGGAAUAGGUACAUAUACGAUCAUAGCAUUGUUUGUACAAGUUUGCAAUUUAUCAAAUAUACUGAAGGAAAUAACAUAUUUAAACAGUUAGAAAUUUUAAAAUAAAAGAAAAUAUACCGACUAAGAAUGACUAUUAUUAAUAUUAAUAAAAUUAUCAGACAUAAAUAUAUGAAUUAUAAUUUUUUAAAAUUCAAAUUAAAAGACUAGUUUUUGGUUUCCACUCCAUUCGCAUGAGAUAUGUUUAUCUGUCAGGAUGACAAUUGGUAAAAUUUUAUAAUAAUUGAUUGAGCGAUGAAGGCGCCAAAAUUUAACAAACGUAAAAAACACAUUUUAAUAUCAGUAAGUUUAAUAACGGCUAUUUUUUUUAAUAUAAUUUAUUUAUUUGGCACCGGGAAAAUGUUAUAAAUAAAUUUUAUCAAAUCACACAUGUCAUCUGAAGCACACUCAUAAAAUAUGGUUAAAAAUCACUUUAUAAAUAGCAAUAAAGUUUCAAAUCAUAUAUUAACAUACAUAAUUAUAAAUACAAUAACGUGCGUUUGGACUAAGCAAAUUGUACCUAAUUCCCUUUAAAAUUAGGCUCUCUUUUGAAGGUCAACUAAAAUUUGUUUGUUCUAGAAAAAGAACCACAAUUCAAAUUUUCAAUCCAAAGGGAUUCCUUUUAUAAAAUGCAGCCUUAAGUGAAAAAUGCCAAAUAACAUGAUAAAAGUUACGAUAUAUUCUAAAAAAGCAAGUAUUAAAGAGAAGUAUUUCACGACAGCUGUCACAAAAUUAUUUUUUAUUAAAAAAAAAAGACAGUAAUAAUAAUAUCAGUAUACCAUAGAGUAGUUGUAGUUAUAUAGAAGCAACUGAAUAGUAACUGCUGAUUUAUUGUUUUUAAUUAAAUUCAAGGUGCUCAUAAUUUUCUUUUUGAUUUUUUGUCGAAAAUUAAGUAAACUUUGUUUUUUUUUUUAUUCAGACUUUUAACGUGAAUGUCUUUAGACUGAUUUUAUGCUUAAAAGACGAUGCCAAAAAAAGGAAUCUGUUAAAAAAUUUUAAGGUCCCUUUGCCUUGUUCUAAAGAGUUGAAUAAAAAAAACAAUUUAUAUUAAUUAUUUUCGAUUACUGUUUAUUAUUUUAGAAAUAAAAGAAAGCUGAUUACUGUUAGACGGUUAACAAUACUCAGCCAAAUAUAGAAAAGGCCAAAACAUGAAGAUAAUUGUGUUUAAAAAGUAUGGGAUUAAAAAAAAAAUUAGUAGUCACUAUUCAGUCUAAUAGAACCGAGUAUACGUAAACUGUACCUCACUAUUUUAACUAACUGGUUAUAAAUUCGUAUUUCUCAAUCAAUAAAAAAAAGUAAUUUAGUUUUUAGUAUAUUUACUUAAAACUAAACUAAUUAUAUGCCAAAUUGUUUUAAUUCAAGAUGUUUUUUUCUUUCGACUCGCCGACUGUUUGUAGAUAUGGAUAUAUCCAUAAGGAUAUGAUCGAUUCAUUUGUGUGUUCAUAUUUUCGUUUAUGGCAGUUAGAAUUUUGUGACAGUAUCAGUGUAAAGUUACUAUAUACUAGAAGACUUUAUUUUAUAUUCUAUUUGACAUAUUUGUACAUACAUACACUCACAUCCACACACGUUAUAUGCAUCAUCUCUAAUUAACGCUUUUAUUUAGGUGAACAAUGAUAAUUUACCUGAUUUAUCUUGAUGUUUCGACAUAACAGCGUCUACUCGUGACCACAGCCGAUGUAAAUUUAGGAUCUACCGAGAAAAAAUUUCCGAAAUUUUGGGCUCGAAACAAAAAAAUUCAUGUUAAAAUUACAUGAUACAUAUCGUUUAAAAAUAUUAAAAAUGUUAAAAUAUCGUUCCCUUAGUAUUUUAUGGUAGGAUUUAUGACGAACGAAAUGUUUAUCUUUCUUUAUUCAUUUACUGGACCGAUUUCGAUAGGAACAAAAAUAUGAAAUUGAGUUCGAAAAUUCGGAAUUUCAUUUCAUGGUAGACUCCUUGGUCGAAACGUCGAAAUAAUUCAGGUAAAUUAUCAUAUAGAUUACGUAAAUGAUCUUUUAUUUUAUUUAUUUAUUUUAUAAUACAUAAAUACAUUCAGUUUAAUUUAAUAUUAUUACAAUUAUAAUGCGGUUUUUAUUAUAAUUUCAAUAUUUAUAGUACACAAUUAAACCAUUAAAAAAUACAUCACUAAAGCUGUCAAAUAGAAAAUAAAUAGAAGCAAAUGUAAAUAAACAAAAUAGUUGAUUUAUAAAACGUUUCAAGUUACUAUCUUGAGGGAAUGUGGUACUGUCAUGUUACAUUAAUUGAUAAUAUAUAUAAAAUAUAUAUAAUUAUAAUUUAAGAUAAUGCCAAAUGAAUCUUCAAAGUUCGGUCAAAAUUGGCAAUGCUCCUUAGACCGAUUUCUAAAAAAAAAAUAAGCUUGGACUCACAAUUUAAACAUGGCGGCAGUACAUUAGCUCAAGAAAGUGACAUGACCUUAUGUGACAUGUUUUUUUUUCUUUAUAAAAUGACGAUAAAAAUUAUGGAUUUGAAUGCUCACUAUAUCUAUAAUAAAUAAUCUCAUAAAACUAUAUACUAUAUGACAUAUAUAUAACAGUAAUUAUUCUCGUGGUUAUAUUGUAUUAUUUUAAUAAUUAUUCCAUAAAGCGAGUUCGUCAAUUUUUACGCCGGUUGUGAAUAAAAAUAAUUUUCUUUUUAAUUUUUAUUCCUUUCUGCUGACUGAACCAUAAAGAAAUAGUAUAAGAAUAUUUUCUACCACGAAAAAAACUAUAAUACCGUCCAUAGACAAGAGUUGUAUUUAUUUAAAUUGUAAUAAAUAAGUUUUAAUAUACUCAUUGUAAUUAUUUUAAAAAUUCAUUUUAAUGUGCAGCCAUACUAGUAGUUAGAUACGUUAGGUAUAUUCCCAAAGAGAAUGCAAAGGCAGGCAUAAAGUAUAAAGCAAAACACAUUAGUAUUCGUUAUAAAAAAAAUAAGUGUUUUAUAAAAAAAAAAAGCCUGUCUCUGCAUUCUUUUUGUCUUCUAAAACGAUAUACGACAUAAAUAUACGAUUCCAUGUAAGAGACAACAGUUCGAUUCAAAAUUGUAUACGCAGAUAAAAAAAAAUGUAAUUUUCGUUCUAAAUUUAAGUGUAAACUUUUUAAUCAGUGCGAAGGACGCGUGUUCGAGUAUUAUGUAUGUGGAUUUGGGGAAAAGUGUUACCAUGUUUUGAGAUGGCUAAAAGGUGAAGAUAGAGUUGGCUUUCAUAAUAUAAAAUGGCUGCCUAAAACGAAAUGGUCUAGUAUACUACGUGUUUUUAAUUUACAUAUUUUUUAUAAUGAGUUUAUUAUUCUAUUUGUCAUUUAUAUGUAUAUAAUUUUAUCACUAAAUAUAAAAUAUAAUAAUACGAUUUAAUAAUGUAAUAAUGUUAUUGAAAGCCUUUUCCCCAAGUCUUGCUCUUAAAUAUACAGAAAUAUGUACAAAAUUAAAGAUUUGUGAUAUGACUGCGUAUUUAAUGAUUAGCGUAUGUGUUGAAUGGGGCUAUAUUUCGAAAAAAUAUUUGUAAAUCAUAUUUAAAUCUGUCAAAACACUGCAGUGUUGCGUUAUCAAAAAUAUAAUAAUUAUUUAGGUCCUGAAAUAUCGUGUAUUUUGAUAUACGUAUCAAGUUAUCAUCAGCAAAAUUAAUCAAAUCUCUCCAGUUGUGUCUCUCUUGACUUGUGGAGGCAUAAAAAUUUAAAAAGGUAUUUUGAUACCUAAAUCUAUAACUAUAUAUACAAUUUGUUAUGAAUGGCAACGCAUGGGGGGUAUCAUGGGCGAAACAGUAUACUCUGUUAUGUCCAUAAUACUGCUCAUGUCUGUAGGCGACGGUUACCACUUUCCAUCAGGUCCCUUUCCACUUUCCACCAAGAAUACAAACCAGGAUCUUGUUAUACCUUUAUUUUUAUAUGUAUUAAUGCGCUUAAAUAUUGUACCUAUUCAACACGUAAAUUACGUAAGAAAAUUCAGUGAUUUAGCUUGAUAAUGACGCAACGGAUAUACGUAAUGUAUGGUGAAUAAAUAAAUAAAUAAUGAAGAUUUUUUUUUUUAUAAUAUUACUGUAAUUAUACCGUCGUAGUGAUAAAAAUGUAUUUUUAAAGUAUUUUAACGUUGUAACUUGGAAUGAUAAAAUGCCACUAUUGUUAGGUGUUCUGUUGCAUGUUAGUCCCGGACAAGGAAGGAUUAUGUAUACACUUUACACGACAAAUAUUGUAUACGAAAAUGAAAGUGUUAUUUAAAACGUGUCAAGUUUAAACGUAGGUUUUUUUUAUAUAAAAGUAUUGUAUUGUUUACUAUAAUAAUAUUAACUUGUUCUAAUUAAACAAACCGUUGUCUUUGUCAAUUGUCAAAAUAUUGUAUACGAUGUAAGACAAUUUAAAAUAUUUUAGACAUGCGUGGGACAAACAAUAAAUUACGUGUUUUGACCAUGAAAUUGGCGGUCUUUUUGCACGACAGUAAAAAUAUUUAUUUAUUUAACUCUUUAUUACACCAAAACAUAAAAAUAAACAAUGACAUAUAAAUAAUUCAACUGAAAUACAGUAGCAUGGAGUACAGAUCAAAAUACGAGUAUAAAGGUACAAAAGGCGGUCUUAUCGCUAAGGCAAUCUCUUACAGACAACCUUUGGUUAUUAUUUUUAAAACAUUUUGUAAAAAUUUUUUUAAUAAGUUUCAGGUCUUUUCAGUCGUAAAAUGCAUUAUAAAAACUUUUUAAAACUAUUUAUUUGCAACUAAUACGUUUUUUAAUUAAAUAAUGUUGCUACGCAAUAAUAUAUAAUUAACUUAAUUUUUAGACUGAAUUAUUUUAAUUUAUUUUCUAUUACACCCUUGUAAAAAUAAUUUAGUUUUAAAAUUAAUUUAGUCUUUUUGUCGUAAUAUCAUAAUUGCUUUUUUGCUCCGGGGAUGUUUUACUUUUUCUUAUUCCAAGCUACAUAACUUAGGUUUAGUGAAAAUUGUCCAGUUAUAGUAUACUAUAGGUAUAAAAUCAAUGCUUCGGUAGUAUUAAGUCAUUCUCGUUGAGUAUACUAUAUGUACCUAUAACGGCAUAAUAUUUUGCUAGUCAAUAAAUACUUUUUAGGCUCAA